Molecule: messenger RNA, 843 nt
Organism: Anopheles coustani
Lineage: Eukaryota; Metazoa; Arthropoda; Insecta; Diptera; Culicidae
Product: putative nuclease HARBI1
Exons: 4
Coding region: 1-843 (280 amino acids)
Source: RefSeq, a predicted model, not a curated record
AUGAAUGUAACCUAUUUACAUUUCAUUUUUCAACAAAACUUUAGGAUAUCCAAAGAUAUUUUCAUGGAUAUUGUGUCCUUGAUUGGACCCCACAUAGCCGCUCAAACCGAUUAUGGUUUGACGGAGGAACAAAAAUUAGCAGCUUGUUUGCGGUACUUUGGUGAAGGUAGAUAUCAGCAUGGAACUGGAAAAGAUUUCCAUGUUGCAAUGGCGCAGUCAACGUUCUCGAAGGUGCUACGUGAUGUGCUUCCACCAAUGCAAUCCCUUUUGGGCGACUGGAUAAAAUUAAUUAUGACCGAAGAAGAACGAAUUGAGGCUAAGGAAUAUUUUUUCCAAAAGAGUGGCCUUCCUGAUGUGGUGAUGUGUGUAGAUGGAACACACAUCAAAAUAAAAAAACCUAAGCUACGGCCAUUGCAGUAUAUGAACCGAAAAAAAUUUUACAGCAUAAAUGCUAUGAUAGUAUGCGAUCAUAAAAACCGAAUUCGAGCAAUCGAUGCCCGGUUUGCUGGGUCGCAUCAUGACGCACACAUUUGGAGGGUUAGUCCAAUAAGCAAGCAUUUUAUGGAUCGACACAGAAAUGGAUUCAACGAUAAAUUGCUAGGUGAUGCAGGUUAUCCGGCAGCAGACUGGCUGAUUACGCCUUACAGGGAUCCAGAUUCAGGGUCUCCAGAAUCUGAAUUUAAUAGGAAGCAUUCGUCUGGACGUAUGAUAGUGGAGAGGACAAUCGGUUUGCUCAAGAGUAGAUUUAGAUGCUUGUUAGGAGUAGAUGGAAUAUUAAAUUAUGAACCGCAAAAAUGUGCACAAAUUAUUAAUAAUGGAACCUCCAUUUCCAAUCUUUACUAG